Molecule: messenger RNA, 453 nt
Organism: Protopolystoma xenopodis
Lineage: Eukaryota; Metazoa; Platyhelminthes; Monogenea; Polystomatidea; Polystomatidae
Source: the annotation of a GenBank genome assembly
AUGCAGGCCUCUAUUUCUUUACUGAACAGCAAUAUUACCGAACCCCGCCAAUCUGCUUACUCAUCUGCUCAUUUAUCAACGUUUGGUGGCGGUUUCGGUCAUGCAGACGCCCUUGAUUCGACAUCUACAUUGAACGAAUCCCAGUCUACACAACAGUCACAGUUUAGUCAGACAUGCGUCUACGCAAGUAUGCGUUGCGAUCGUCUUCCAGACUGCUCGUUGUCAUCAGCUUUGCUGAGGCCUGAGGCUUCACCCGACGAAUAUGCUUGCCAUCAAGUGUCAGAAGGAGCUUUCCAAAAUGGUACUUUGCCAUUCACACACCCAGCCUCGGCGAAUAGGCAAUCAAAUUUGCCGACAGAUUAUAGCAUCAUCACUCGUCACGACAACCACUCCGCCUCGUACGUCUGGCUUCAUGACAAUGUGUGCAAGGAUUGCCGAGCAGUAGACAUAUAA